AUGGCUCGUCGACAGCAUGCAGCUAUCAACGGGACUCACCUCAAUGGUGAUGCUCCCCCACCUUCCACACUGGCUGCCCAGAUCGUACAGAAUCAGACUCGAAAGGCAACAAAUCAGGCGCAGGACGAGACCGCCAGCUUUCGAGACCUUCUCCACGAGAUAUUGCACAGCAAUGCUGCAGCGCCUGAGACGGAUGUUGAUGUCAAUGCACAGCUCAUCAAUGUCGUGGUACAGGCUGGCCUCGUGCCACUGACACUCGAGAACCCGUUCGCAGACUGGGAUGUACUCGUGCCGCAAGGUAUGGACAGUAUUGCGGUCAUCGAGUCUACGAUCAGACGCCAGCCUGAGGUACUGCUACACCGCCUUACUCCAGAUGGACCCCAGCUCAUUUUGAGCAUUCUCGCCACGCUCAUCGCAAUAUGCGGUCGACAAAAGUGCGAGCAAAUAGCUGUCAACGGCUUGCUCGUGUCGUCAAUGAAAGCUCUUGAGAAGUCGCCGGAGCUUUGGCGACAGGCUCGCACUUUGUCAGGGGUGAUACAAUACUGCGUGGAUGACGCUCUUUCUGUCCUCGAAACAUCUUCGUCAAAAAUCACUACGCUGAACCUUAGUCUACCUCCUGCUCGAGGCGUGGUCAAGUUUUGGCCUCAGUCAGAAGGCAGUAUUGCUCUGCCGCAAGGCACAACCACCACUGUUGGAGAAACGAGCCGAGCUUUCCUCGUCGCAUUAGAGCUCUCACGCAUACCGGCCCUCGAUGCCUUCUGGAAGCAAGAUGCGUGUCUCCGACUACAACGAUUGGCAUUGUCCCUUCGACCACAGCUAGGGAAGAGUUCGCGCUGGGACUAUGCCGUUGAGCAGUUGCUGCAGCUGCCCUACGACUGGCUUCUUGUGGCGGCCCUUAUAGGUGAUAUUCCGACAGCAAUGCCUUCCACUGCUGUGCAGAAGCUGCUGGCUGCAGCUCUGAUCACUCUUCUCAAUGCACGGCUUGACACCGCAAGAGACGCGAUCGUACCUGUGCUGUCCAAGGCCACCACAGAUGAGACAUGGCAAGCUCUCCAUGAGGACCUCAAAAUCGCCAUCGCUACCUGGGUCACUCGAUUGGAACUGAACGAGAGUGCUACCGAGAACGUCACGACUUUACUUGAGACACUCCGAGCAGAUGAUGCGAUGACCGACAGUGAAUUGCAGGUCAGUUUUCGACAUCUCAGCGUGGCGAAGCCGUGUCACACUAGGCAUUCGCGGCUUCGCAAACGUCGGAAGCUGUCUGCGGAAGUGCCUGAGGUGAGACGGGCCAGGGUCGUUCGCAAGACUUCGCAACUGCUUGCGGGGGUCGAUACUGAAGACUUGGCUGCGUUGCCUGAUGUGGCAGUAUCUGUCUAUGCCACAUUGCGGCCCGAAGAUCAAUGCUGUGCAUGGCAAAAUUUGUCUGAACUCACGAUUUAUGAUCUUGACACGGCACUGCGAACGAUCGCGCGACUUUUGCAAGCAGGCGAGCCUCGCGACGACAGGCAGGUCCGAAUACUAGCUCUGCUGGCGGUGCGAGCAUGUCUGCAACGAACGAGUGAUCCAGUAUACGUGGACAUAUCAAGCCACUUCGCUCGGCACAUUCUCAAUUCACUACGCAGCUCGAUCCGGGAAUUGCGAACGGCUGCCGCACACGCAAUAUCGGUCUUCCUCCGACCUGAUCUCCCAGAGAGCAUCAGAGUUCAGAACAGACAGACUGUGUUAGAACACCUUCGUGGCGCCUCGACUCGUGAUGUGCCAAAUGAGCAAGAGACACUGGUCACAGCUUGGGGACAAGUUGCUAUGUCAUGCGGUGAAAGGGAGCUCAAUCUGGCCUUACUGCAGCUGGUCGAUUAUCUUGGUCACGGCAACGCGUUCGUCUGCGCCAUGGCAUUCGCUGAGCUGGAAGCCAUCGCUGCUUUCAAGAAAAUGUCGCCGAAAGAGUUGUUCCAGCCCUUUUGGCGUUCAAUUGCGGUCGCUGUUGUGCAGGAGCUUCACAGCCGACCACAGAAGGCACAACAACUUUGCGACUUGUUGAGCAUGGACAUUAACAAUUUCCUUGUCCUGACACAGCGCGAGACACUUCCUUUCCUAGUAUUGACGAAGAAGAAGGACCUUCUCCAGCGCAUCGCAAAUGCACGUGGCAAUGGGACCACUGUUGAAGAUGUCUGCAUGCAACCACGAACAAAUCUGGCUGCGAUCUUGGCGCUGCUACUAUCACAAUCUUCGCACGAAGCGGAAGAACUUGCCUUCUCGUGCCUGACGGAAGUUGCGCCAGAUUUACGAAAGACGGAUAUGUCAAGCUUGGUCAAGGUGGACCCGGUCCUGAUCGCUUGUGAAAUGCUCAAGCUGAGCGGUGAACAAGCUCCUGACAGGAAAUCGCGUGCAUACCAGGCCUUUCAGACGUUUGCGAAUAUCGCUGAGAGGGCACCCGGACAGCGAAAGGCCCAUUCGAAGUCCUCGAAAGCAGUAAGCCAGUUUCUAGAUGACAAAGUGCUUGGUAUCUUGACUCUGUUCUCUACUAUGCUGGAGACCGGUCCCGGAGCAGAGUCGACCUUGGAGAAGAUCCGCUGUCUGAAGGGCAUGGCAGACAUGUUUGUCAUUGCUAAAGGCAAGCUAUCGUUUGCAUUGCCGCAGAUCCGAGGAUGCUUGCAAUCCGGACUUGAACAACCGGAACUCUGCGAGGUCGCAUUCGACGCCUGGCUCUCGCUGAUACCACUUCUCGAGGCAGACGAUGUUGCGCUCAUCGUGGACGAGACAUUCGUGCUCAUCACUCGCCACUGGACAGCUCUGUCAUUAGACCUGCAGCAGAAGACACACGAGAUGCUGAGCCAACUCGUGAAAACUCACAACGUGCUAUUGCAGGAGAACAUCAUGACACUUCCCUCACUUGAAGGUAUCCCUUUGCUUUCAAAAUUCGCAUCCGAGUUCGAGAGACUUCGAUCGCAAGAGAGUGUCGAAUCUUACUGCAAGGCUUUCACGAACAGGCUGCGCGACGAUGGCGACACAGUCGUUCUCCAGUCAAUUAAAGAGCUCGUACCAUAUCUGAAUUCCGUUCAAGAUUUCAUACACGAUACCGCGGCCAGCGAGCAUCCCUCGCCUGCACUAUCCGAACUGCUAUGUGCUUUGCUUGACGUGACUGUCAAGUACUCUAGCACCAAUGCAGAAGCCGCAGAGCUAUGCGGCAAGGCACUUGGGAUCAUCGGAUGCCUGGAUCCCAACCGCGUCGAAGCAACACGAAGAAAGGGUCACAUAAUGGUGCUUUCCAAUUUCGACAGGGCAGGCGAGGUCAUCGAUUGGGUCAUUGCGCUUCUUCAAGAUGUCCUAGUCAAGGCCUUCAAGUCUGUCACAAAUGCCAAAUCACAGGGGUUCCUGGCAUAUACCAUGCAAGAAUUGCUUGGAUUCUGCAAUUUCAGUCAAGUUGCAGCAUUGCGACCUCGCGCAUCUCAAGCGCCCGAAGCUGCAGCGAAAUGGUAUCAGAUGCCUGAGCACAUCCGCACGGCUCUGACGCCGCUGCUCACUUCCAGAUAUGUUGUGACGAGCAACAGUGCUGUACUUCCGCCAGAGAGGACUUACCCGGGGUUCUCUCCUGACGCUUCCCACAGUUCCUGGCUCAGGUCCAUCACUUACGAUCUUAUGUUUCGGGGCAAAGGAGAGAAUGCCCAAGCAAUCUUCACUUUGCUGGCUCGAAUCAUUCGUGGCCAAGAUCUGGCCAUUGCUCGUUUUCUCUUCCCCUAUGCCGUUCUCAAUGUGGUCAUCGGUGGCACCGCCGCCGAGGUGCAGGAUCUUGUCGAAGAAUUCAUGGCAGUGCUGCAAUCAAGCCCGGAAACAGCAACCCAGCAAGAAAUCAUCAGGCUCUGCAGCGAGAGCGUUUUUGCUGUCCUUGACUAUAUGUCGACUUGGCUGCGCGAGAAGCGUAAAGAGCUCAGCGAAACCCGAGCCGCUGCAUACAAGACUGGUAUCUCACCCAACGAGUUCGACGAAGCCCGUGAUAUUGGCCAGAUCGAAACAGUCGAGAACUUUCUAGCAUCAAUUCCGGCCGAGAUCAUCGCGAACCAGGCCAUUGAUUGCAGGUCUUACGCUCGCGCAUUGUUCCACUGGGAACAAUAUAUCCGGCAAGAACGAGAUCUCAUUCCAUCUGGGAAGCUGACGAGCGAGCAUGAAUCGUCGAUGUACGAGAGGUUGCAGGAGAUCUACACACAGAUCGAAGAGCCCGAUGGACUAGAAGGUAUUGCAGCGCACUUGCCUUUGGUGUCCGAGCAACAACAGACUAUCAAUCACGCAAAAGCAGGGCGAUGGACUGCUGCACAGGCGUGGUACGAACUUCAGCUCACGGAGCAGCCGACCAAUACCGACAUUCAGCACGAAAUACUUCAAUGUCAGAAGGAGACUGGGCAAUAUGCAACACUCCUACGCUAUGCAAAUAGUUUCCUCAACCCUGACGAUAGCAGAGGCGACAAUGUAGCGGCAGCCAUCAAGACUCAUCUCCCGCUCGCAGCUGAAGCUUGUUGGAUGGUUAAUGACUUCGACGGCCUCAGGCGAAGACUGCUCAUGCGUCCAGAAGAGCUGGAGACCGAUUUCAACAUCGGUGUUGGAAAGCUGCUACUCUGUGCAGGUGGCGAAGGCUCGCUCCCUAAGCAGAUUAGCAGCAUGCGCAAGUUGAUUACGGAAGGCUUGUCGAUGGCUAGCACGGACUCGCUGCAGACUUGUCAUGCGGAGCUGAUGAAAUUGCAUGUCCUUUACGAAGUCGAAGCUUUGUCGACUGUUCAGCCAGCUGAUGCGUCUCGUCUGCAGAGGGCGUUCGAGAAGCGUCUGAACGCUAUCGGGGCAUAUGUACAGGACAAGCAGUUCAUACUUGGAAUACGCCGGGCUGUGAUGCGAAUACAGCCGAAUGCUUUCAAGCCGACGCACACAGGCGCAUCUUGGCUCACCACAGCUCGAUUAGCCCGUCAGACGAAAAACAUCCCUAGUGCAUACAAUGCUGUGCUCAAAGCGUACGAGUCCGAAGAGCGCGGCUCGAAAGUUGAAGAGGCAAGGCUGCUCUGGACUGAGGGCCAUCAAAGACAAGCCAUUCAGGCCUUGGAAGCCGCGAUCGAGUCUGGAAUACUGGAGGCCGACGACCCUAACUCCAGCAUGCCAAACGUCAGUGCUGCUUCUAGUACGCUGAGUGAGAUCAAUGGAUGGAAACAGAAUCCACUUUUGGGCAAAGCACUUCUUCUACUUGCCAAGUGGCUGGACGCAUCAGGGCAGAGUCAAACCAAGGACAUGACUGAUCGUUACCAAAUGGCAGCACGCCGUCAUCAGCGAUGGGAGAAAGGUCAUUACUACCUGGGCAAGCAUUACACGAAGCUUUUGGACGCGCAGAAGGCCUUGCCCAGAGAGAAGCAAACGCAGUCUUACCUCACUGGCGAGCUUACCAAGCUGGUUAUCGACAACUCGUUACGAUCAGUUCCGUUUGGCAACAAGUACUGGCAUGAGACCAUUCCUCGUGUUAUAACAUUGUGGCUGCAACUUGGAAUGGACUGUCUGACGAGAACGCGCGGAGAGGAUGAAGUGACUUUUGAGAAGCGCAAAAAGUCGCUGCAGGCUUGCAACAGACAGCUGCAGAAGUACUUCGAGCGUGUUCCCCCAUACGUCUUCUAUCACGCGCUUCCACAGCUGAUAUCUCGCAUCACACAUCCUCACCCAGAAGUCUGGAAGCAAUUGUGCAACAUCCUGGUCCGUAUCGCAUCCACUCACCCAAGCCAGACGUUAUGGAGUCUGCUUGCUGUGCCGAAAGCGACAGACAAACUGCGAGUAGAACGAGGGAAGGAAGUGCUCAAUCGACUGAGGGACCCAAAGAAUCAGCCCAAGGGCGACUCAUCGAACAUCGACCUGAAGUCGCUCAUCGUGCACAGCCAGCGGCUCUGCGAUGGACUGCUUCUCGCUUGCGAGCGCCCAGUCAAAGAUCGCGUUGUGCACGUCAGUCUGUCCAACGAUCUUGCGUUCAAGCUCAAUCUAGCCCCAAGCGAUUUGGUCGUGCCUGUCGAAUCGACAUUGACUGCUUCUGCACCUCCUGCUGCUAAUAGCGAGUCGAUCAGACGCCACAAGGCCUUCACGCAGGACAAGAUCACGAUCCAGGCAUUCCAUGACGAGGUGUUUGUUCUUAGUUCGCUGCAACGUCCUCGGAAGAUUACUGUUCGUGGCUCCGAUGGCAAGCUGUAUGGGCUGCUGUGUAAGCCGAAAGAUGAUCUGCGCAAGGAUCAACGACUCAUGGAGUUCAACGGCAUCAUCAACCGCGCUCUGAAACGCAACACUGAAAGCAGUAAACGUCGUUUGUACAUCAAGACGUAUGCUGUCACUCCACUCAGUGAAGAGUCUGGAUCCAUUGAGUGGGUAGAAGGUAUCAAGCCGAUGCGCGAUAUACUUCUCAACACAUACCAGCGAAAAGGCAUUCGACCGAAUUACAAUCAGAUCAAGAAGGAUCUUGACUUGGCGUCUGCUUCGGAGGAGGAUGCUCACAUCUUUGCGGAUAAGGUCCUCACACAGUUCGAGCCAGUCCUUCACGAGUGGUUUACCGAGACAUAUUCCGAGCCAGAAAUCUGGUUCAAUGCUCGAUUACGCUACGCCCGCUCAGCAGCUGUUAUGUCCAUAGUCGGGCACAUCCUUGGACUCGGAGAUCGUCACGGUGAGAACAUUCUGCUCAUGGAAGGCACUGGGGGCGUCUUCCAUGUGGACUUCAACUGCCUGUUCGACAAAGGCUUGACGUUCGAAAAGCCAGAACUCGUGCCCUUCCGCCUGACACACAACAUGGUCGAUGCGAUGGGUCCUUAUGGCUAUGAGGGGCCUUUCCGCAAGUCUUCUGAGUUGACACUGGGACUGCUCCGCCAGGAACGAGAUACGCUGAUGACUGUUCUAGAGACUUUCUUGUACGAUCCCACUGCAGACUUCGUGGGCAAGAAGAAGAGAACUACGCCUGGAGUGCCGGAAACUCCGGCUGAAAUCCUGGAGAGCGUUUCUACGAAGCUAAAGGGCCUUCUUAUUGGGGAGACCGUGCCGCUGAGCGUGGAGGGGUACGUUGAUGCUUUGAUUCGACAAGCUACGAGCCAUUUCCGGCUGGCGAGCAUGUAUAUCGGGUGGUGUUCGUUCUUGUGAGGGCAUUCGUAAAGAAGCAUGAGGCGGUACAGAUGCUUGUCAUGAUGCCACAGCUGGCGUGAUACUAUGUGUGGUUUCUCAGCAUCGCUAUCAUAACACGAGGCUUGUACCGACUGUGUAGUAGUGCACCAGGUUGCAACAUGAAGUGAAGCAAUAGUUGACUCUAUAAUGGCACUGUCGCUGAUCAAUGAACAAAUACAC
Molecule: messenger RNA, 7335 nt
Organism: Cercospora beticola
Lineage: Eukaryota; Fungi; Ascomycota; Dothideomycetes; Mycosphaerellales; Mycosphaerellaceae
Gene: MEC1
Product: protein kinase MEC1
Biological process (GO): DNA damage checkpoint signaling; telomere maintenance; protein phosphorylation
Cellular component (GO): nucleus
Molecular function (GO): protein serine/threonine kinase activity; protein binding
Source: RefSeq, a predicted model, not a curated record